Molecule: messenger RNA, 1570 nt
Organism: Piliocolobus tephrosceles (Ugandan red Colobus)
Lineage: Eukaryota; Metazoa; Chordata; Mammalia; Primates; Cercopithecidae
Gene: CUTC
Product: cutC copper transporter
Exons: 9
Coding region: 393-1175 (260 amino acids)
Molecular function (GO): copper ion binding
Source: RefSeq, a predicted model, not a curated record
CCGGCGGGAGUCGUGGUCAGUGGUGAUUUCUUCUGGAGUCGUUUCCUCAGCUCCUUCCAGCCCCUUGGGUGGCAUCUUCUAUUUUUGAAGCGUUAAAGGUGUGGAAACGGAGGGCGUGACGAGGGGCAGGUAGCGAGAUUGGCUCGGCUGUGGAGCCAAGGUUCGAGUCCCGGGGUCCCCACAUAACGGCCGGGCGACCCUGUGCAAGUUGGUUAACUUCAGCUUCACGUUUUUUCCGUCGCCAAACGAGGAUGCCAGUACCCCCCGCACCAGCAGCCAGUACUCCGCUGGGUUAGUUAAUUGUCGAGCGCGGAGCCCAGUUCCUAACCUGCAGUUACCUGUAGCUGCCACGGCGGGGACGAGGUUUUUCCUGAGUGCCAGGGUAGGAUGGCAUGGCAGGUGUCAGAGAAUUUGGAGCAGUAAAUGGAUUUCUCAUGGAAGUUUGUGUUGAUUCAGUGGAGUCAGCUGUGAAUGCAGAAAGAGGAGGUGCUGAUCGGAUUGAAUUAUGUUCUGGUUUAUCAGAGGGGGGAACUACACCCAGCAUGGGUGUCCUUCAAGUAGUGAAGCAGAGUGUUCAGAUCCCAGUUUUUGUGAUGAUUCGGCCACGUGGAGGUGAUUUUUUGUAUUCAGAUCGUGAAAUUGAGGUGAUGAAGGCUGACAUUCGUCUUGCCAAGCUUUAUGGUGCUGAUGGUUUGGUAUUUGGGGCAUUGACUGAAGAUGGACACAUUGACAAAGAGCUGUGUAUGUCCCUUAUGGCUAUUUGCCGCCCUCUGCCAGUCACUUUCCACCGAGCCUUUGACAUGGUUCAUGAUCCAAUGGCAGCUCUGGAGACCCUCUUAACCUUGGGAUUUGAACGAGUGUUGACCAGUGGAUGUGACAGUUCAGCAUUAGAAGGGCUACCCCUAAUAAAGCGACUCAUAGAGCAGGCAAAAGGCAGGAUUGUGGUAAUGCCAGGAGGUGGUAUAACAGACAGAAAUCUACAAAGGAUCCUUGAGGGUUCAGGUGCUACAGAAUUCCACUGUUCUGCUCGUUCUACUAGAGAUUCAGGAAUGAAGUUUCGAAAUUCAUCUGUUGCCAUGGGAGCCUCACUUUCUUGCUCGGAAUAUUCCCUAAAGGUAACAGAUGUGACCAAAGUAAGGACUUUGAAUGCUAUUGCAAAGAAUAUCCUGGUUUAGCCAGACCUCUCUGAGAGACAUGGAUAUCACAGGAUGAAGGUAGAAGUAUAAUCUGCAAUUCUCUGUGACACAGCUUUACCACCUUCUCUGGCCAGGACAGUUGCAAUCUUUGUUUUAAGUUUCACAUGGCCAUGGAGAACGUGCCCAAGAAGAAAAAGAAUUUGAAACAGAGAUACAGUCACUUCCUUUGCUUAGUCUUACCAGCGAUUGUCAUCGUGGUUAAAGCUGGUCUAUGCUUCUUCCACAGACAGAAGCUUAGUCUUGUUUUCAGUGGAAUUAAUUGAUGAACUGGAAAAAUUUAACUGCAUGGUAUGAAUUCAGAGUGUGACUUAAGAGUCAAUUCAUAGCAGUAUUUUGCUUUUUCAUUUGUAAAAUAAAAAUGUCCACUCUUAUAG